CCAAAAAAAUCCAAGUCAUGUUACUAUUCUACAAGAGAGGAAAGUUGAACCGUUCCAGUAAAGUAAAAACUCAACCAUGGCGAUGCAGACUGGCGUCGCCGCCUCAAAGGUCCUCAUUCUCGUCGGCGCAGGUGUAACUGGAUCUGUCAUUUUGAGGAGCGGACAGUUGUCGGAUUUGCUGUCUCAUCUUCAAGAUUUGAUAAAAAGAUUAAAUGAAGCUGAAACAUCACCUGGGAAAUAUGAUGCCGCUCUUCUAGCAGCUCAGGUUCGGCAAUUGGCUAAAGAGAUCAAGGAGUUGAGUUUAUCCAAUCCCGUUACGAUUUUUAAUGGGAAUUCAUCCUCCAGUGGAAGUUAUGCUUCAUAUAUAUUGCCUGCAGCAGCUGUGGGUGCGGCGGGAUACUGUUACAUGCGGUGGAAGGGAUGGUCAUUUUCGGAUGUUAUGUAUGUUACCAAGAAUAAUAUGGCAACCGCUGUUGCAUCAGUGUCGAAGCAGUUAGACCAUGUUUCAGAAGCAUUGGCUUCGACAAAGAGACAUUUAACAAAGAAAUUGGAAAACCUGGAUUGGAAACUGGACGAGCAGAGGGAAAUAUCGAAAUUUAUCUGUAAUGAUGUUACUGAAGUGAAAUCGAAUCUUAACCAAAUAGGAUUCGACAUCGGGUUGAUUCAUGAGAUGGUAUCUGGCUUGGAAGGAAAGAUUGAGCUUCUUGAAAGUAAGCAGGAUAUGACUAAUUCAGGGCUGUGGUAUCUCUGCCAAGUGGCUGGAAAUAUUAAAGACGAUAAGAGUUCGAAAAUUAUCCAGGAUGUCGGAGCCAAGCUAAUAGACAGCAAGUCAACUGCAGUUCCAGGAGGAGGGGGUGCAAAGGGUCUUCAGUUCAUCGUUGGAAGCGACGAACCAAGCAAAUUACAGAAAAGUUUUUCAUGUGUGGAUGCAAAAGAUGCUUCUGCUGCAAAAAUGAGAAUUCACCGCUCUUUUCCUGUUGGCCUAUCUUUUGCCCGAGAUAUUGUAGGCUAAGGUUCGUGAUUUCGCAUUUGGAAUGAUUCUUUCUUUUUUCCGAUUAAACCCCUUCAACAGCUGGGCAUUCAUUUCAUUGCCUGAAAUAAAUAGGGGAUCAUCAUAUAUUUGGUUAAUGCUGAUAGUCAGCUCAGAGAAAAAUUACUCUGGUUUUGGAUUUGCUUGGGGCUCAAUUGUUUUUUAUGACAUAAUAUAUAUAUAUAUGCUUGUGAAUAUGAUACAUCAAUUGUUGUUCAUCAGCACAACACAGUUAAUAUAAUAUGUGUACUACAUAAUAUUGGGCUUU
This is a messenger RNA of Erythranthe guttata (spotted monkey flower), 1298 nucleotides long. Lineage: Eukaryota; Viridiplantae; Streptophyta; Magnoliopsida; Lamiales; Phrymaceae. The record is from RefSeq and is a predicted model, not a curated record.